UUUCGCAAUGCGGAAACAAUUCUUCUGCUGUGUGCUUUCGGUGUAGGAUAGGUGUGGGAAAAAAUAAACACAUUCGUUUCAUGUUGCCUACAAGUAAACUAGAACAAAAAUGUCUAGUUUUGUUUGGUGUGUAAGGACGCUGACAUGAUAAAAUAAAAUGUAUUAAACUUUUCAAACUUCAACACAUUGACUGGAUUAAAAUAUUUAAAAAAUAAAAUUGUGUAAAAAUUUCUUCAGAUUUUGUCGCCAACACGGAAACCAACACGCAGAUGCCACUAGAGAGACUAUUCUAUUUUAUCUGCCUGUAACUCGACUAGAGCUACAAUGGAAGCUCCAGCUCAGGGUGAAGUUUACAGCAAUGCUGACCAGAGUUUUGUAGUGGACUGUCCACAAAGAGAGGGCUAUCCACUUACAGAGGGCUGUCCACUAACAGAGGGCUGUUCUAAGAUGUGUACUCACGUAAGGUGCUGUCAUGCUAAGUGCAGAAGCACCAAUGGUGCUAGAAGACAGGGCUGUCAUUCACUGUGCAGCUGCACAAAGGAUUAUCACACCACAUGUUGUAACAAAACAGAUUCUCCGCCUGAGUAUAGGAAUACAAAGAUUUUUCUUUCUGUGUGUAAUGGCACAAAGGGUAGUUGCACAAAGUACUUUAACACAAGGGGUAGUAGCACAAAAGAUUAUCAUCCUGCCCAUAGCAGCACUUUAACAAAGCACCGUGCAGUGCUGAGAAAGUACCACUGGACUAUUGCAGUACUCCUACUCAUAAUACCACCCCAUACCACAGCUCAGAACAACUCAGUCUGCCUGAAUGCAACAUCCUCUUUAAUUGUCCCUAACUACACAUGGAACCUCACUGCUACUCUUGCAGUCUCAUUCUCAGCGUGUUCAGACUCUGGAACUUUGUUAACCACAUCAUCAUCAUCACCAUCAUCAUCCACCACUCAGGAACUUCGACUAGCCUUAUCAAACAACUCUGUUGUUUUUGCUUGGAACAUCAGCGGACAAUCUGGCAUAGCUGCUGUCAAGUAUUGGGUCAACAAAAACUCAUGGUAUAUGGUGAAGAUGGAGUACAUUGGAGGCGAUCUGAAUCUCACCCUGCUUCAAGGGACCAAGGCUGUGGCCAGCGCUGUGCUUGUGGCCAACUCCAACUUCAAUUCAUUUCUUCUCAACGUCAGGUAUGUUCUCACUGUUAAGUUUUACAAUGGUUCUCAAAUAUUUAGUGUGCCCUCCAACUUCAAUUCCUUUCUUCUAAACGUCAGAUAUGUUGUCACUGUUAAGUUUUACAAUGGUUCUCAAAAUAUCUAG
This is a messenger RNA of Physella acuta, 1305 nucleotides long. RefSeq lists its product as uncharacterized. Lineage: Eukaryota; Metazoa; Mollusca; Gastropoda; Physidae. The record is from RefSeq and is a predicted model, not a curated record.